Messenger RNA from Suhomyces tanzawaensis NRRL Y-17324, 1335 nucleotides. RefSeq names its product saccharopine dehydrogenase (NADP+, L-glutamate-forming) (gene LYS9). Bases 1 to 1335 code for a protein of 444 amino acids. Gene Ontology annotation, molecular function: saccharopine dehydrogenase activity. NCBI's taxonomy places the organism in Eukaryota, Fungi, Ascomycota, Pichiomycetes, Serinales, Debaryomycetaceae. The record is from RefSeq and is a predicted model, not a curated record. Gene Ontology annotation, cellular component: cytoplasm. The transcript is spliced from 2 exons.
AUGGUUAAAAACGUCCUCUUACUCGGCUCCGGCUUCGUAGCCAAACCCACCGUCGACAUCUUGGCCAAGACCCCAGACGUCAAAGUCACUGUCGCCUGCAGAACCCUCUCCAAGGCCCAGGAGUUGGCUGGCACCGUGGCUGGCGCUAUCUCGUUGGAUGUGACCGACGAGGCUGCGUUGGACGAACAGGUCGCCAAGGUCGACUUGGUGAUCUCGUUGAUUCCAUACACCUUCCACGUUCUCGUGGUCAAGGCCGCCAUCAAGAACAAGAAGCACGUUGUGACCACCUCGUACAUCAACCCACAAUUGAAGGCGUUGGAGCAAGAAAUCAACGAUGCUGGAAUCACCGUCAUGAACGAGAUCGGCUUGGAUCCAGGUAUUGACCACUUGUACGCUGUCAAGACCAUUGAGGAGGUCCAUGCCCAGAACGGUAAGAUCACCUCGUUCUUGUCGUACUGUGGAGGUUUGCCUGCUCCUGAAAACUCCGACAAUCCAUUGGGUUACAAGUUCUCGUGGUCUUCCCGAGGCGUGUUGUUGGCAUUGAGAAAUGCUGCCAGCUACUGGAAGGAUGGCGAGAUCGUCAACGUCAAGUCGGAAGACUUGAUGGCCACCGCCCAGCCUUACUUCAUCUACCCAGGUUUUGCCUUCGUGUGCUACCCCAACAGAGACUCCACCACCUACAAGGAGUUGUACAACAUUCCUGAGGCCCAAACCGUCAUCAGAGGUACCUUGAGAUUCCAAGGCUUCCCUGAGUUCAUCAAGGUGUUGGUGGACAUCGGAUUCCUCCAAGACGCCGCCAGCGACGCGUUUGCUGCUCCUGUGGCCUGGAAGGACGCCACUGCCCAGUUGAUCGGUGCUGCCUCGUCUUCCGAAGACGACUUGGUUGCCAAAAUCAACCUGUUGACCAAGUUCAAGUCUGAAGACGACCAGAAGCGUAUUCUCGCUGGAUUGAAGUGGUUGGGCUUGUUCUCCGACAACAAGACCACUCCAAGAGGUAACCCCUUGGACACCUUGUGUGCUACUUUGGAGGAGUUGAUGCAAUACGAAGAAGGUGAAAGAGAUUUGGUAUGCUUGCAACACAAGUUCGGCAUCGAGUGGGCUAACGGUGAAACCGAGGUCAGAACCUCCACCUUGGUCGACUACGGUGACCCCAACGGCUACUCUUCCAUGGCCAAGUUGGUGGGUGUUCCAUGUGCAGUUGCCACUCAACAGAUCUUGGACGGAACCUUGAGUACUAGAGGCUUGUUGGCACCAAUGAGCUCCAAGAUCAACGAUAGCAUCAUGAAGACCCUUAAGGACGACUACGGUAUCUUCUUGGUCGAGAAGACUCUCUAG